AUGUACGUACUCACUCUCAAGGAGACUAUUCUGGGCCACAUUAAGAGAUGCUUGAGCCAAAAAUCACUAGAAUCGGUAUAUGCUUCCAUGGUGAAGACUAAUAUGACCCAAGAUUGCUUCUUGAUGAAUCAAUUUAUAAGUUCGUGUUCAGCCCUUUCUUACAUUGAUUUGGCAAGUUCAGCUUUUGCUCAUAUGGAAAAUCCUAAUGCUUUGGUUUAUAAUGCAUUGAUUAGAGGUUGUGUUCACUGCUAUUAUCCAGAUCAUGCUUUGGGGUUUUAUAUUCGCAUGCUGAGAAACAAUGUCAUGCCUACUAGUUAUUCCUUUUCUUCUUUGAUCAAGGCUUGCACUUUAUUGAUGGAUUCAGCUUUUGGAAAAGCUCUUCAUGGCCAUAUUUGGAAAUGUGGAUUUGAUUCUCAUGUGUUUGUGCAGACUACUUUGGUUGAGUUUUACUCAACUUUGGGUGAUGUGAGUGGCUCAAGAAGAGUGUUUGAUGUUAUGCCUGAAAGAGAUGUUUUUGCUUGGACAACGAUGAUUUCAGCUCUUGUUCGGGAUGGGGAUAUGAAUUCUGCAGGUAAGUUGUUUGAUGAGAUGCCUGAAAAGAAUAUAGCUACAUGGAAUGCCAUGAUUGAUGGGUAUGCAAAAUUAGGCGAUGCUGAGUCUGCUGAGUUUCUCUUUAACCAAAUGCCUGCAAGGGAUAUUAUUGCGUGGACAACCAUGAUGAAGUGCUAUUUGCGGAACAAAAAAUAUAGUGACGUGGUAACACUUUUUCAUGACAUGAUCGACAAAGGAAUGAUUCCUGAUGAAGUGACCAUGACCACUGUCAUUUCAGCCUGUGCUCAUCUAGGAGCCCUUGACUUAGGAAAGGAGGUGCACCUUUAUUUGAUGCUGCAUGAAUUUGAUCUUGAUGUGUACAUUGGGUCUUCAUUGAUUGAUAUGUAUGCAAAAUGUGGGAGCAUAGAUAGGUCUCUUUUGGUGUUCUACAAAUUGCAGAACAAAAACCUGUUUUGUUGGAAUUCUAUCAUUGAUGGGCUUGCAACACACGGCUAUGCGGAAGAAGCACUAAGAAUGUUUGGUGAAAUGGAGAGGAAAAGAAUCCGACCGAAUGCAGUUACAUUCAUUAGUAUCCUAAGCGCUUGCACACAUGCAGGAUUUGUAGAAGAGGGCCGUUGCUGGUUUAUGAGUAUGAUCCAAGAUUAUUGUAUCACUCCUCAGGUUGAACACUAUGGAUGCAUGGUUGACCUAUAUAGCAAGGCUGGUUUGCUUGAGGAUGCUUUAGAGAUGGUCCAAAACAUGACAGUUGAACCUAAUUCUUUUAUUUGGGGUGCCUUGUUGAGUGGUUGUAAGCUUCACAAAAACAUGGAAAUAGCUCACAUUGCUGUUCAGAAUCUGCUGGCUUUGGAGCCAAGUAACAGUGGACAUUACAGUCUCCUUGUGAACAUGUAUGCUGAAGUAAAUAGGUGGAGUGAGGUUGCGAGGAUUCGAACAGCCAUGAAGGAUCUGGGUGUAGAAAAGAGAUGUCCUGGAUCUAGCUGUGUUGAAAUCAAUAAGAGGGUUCAUGUGUUUGCAGCUUCUGAUACGUAUCACCCUUCUUAUAGUCAACUUCACUUGUUGCUAGCUGAACUGGAUGACCACCUGAGGCUAGCAGGCUAUGUCCGUGAACCGGGCUCUAUUUUAUAUUGA
Molecule: messenger RNA, 1680 nt
Organism: Sphenostylis stenocarpa
Lineage: Eukaryota; Viridiplantae; Streptophyta; Magnoliopsida; Fabales; Fabaceae
Source: the annotation of a GenBank genome assembly